UAGUUGUUUACCAGAAGUUGUUUUAUUUCUAUAUCCAGGUUCACCUUUCUUAGGCGGCAUUGUGUCAGUACCCGAUUUGUACAUUUAGGAGCACUAACAAACUACAACCAUAGAUAUUCAUGUCAAUGAUCAAACAGACAUUUGUGCUUUUAAUAUGAAAUGGUUUUAGCAUUUCACCGGAAGUUGUUUUAUUUUGACGGUCUAAACUAAACAAAGUGACGUUGCUUAAUAAACACAGCAGGCGAGGCAGCUCCUUUCAGUUAGUGCCCCCAGAAAAAAUAAUUUUGCUAAUUUAUUUUUAUAGUCAUGCAGUCUUCCAAAAGAAGUGAGAGUGACUGGCAGGGACUCGUAAGUGAGUUCUUGGUGUGUAAGCGCAAGUUGGACAGUAAGAAAGAGGCUCUGCUCAUCCUCUCCAAGGAGUUGGACACUUGUCAACAGGAGAGAGACCAGUACAAGCUGAUGGCCAACCAGCUGCGAGAACGCCAUCAAGGACUCAAAAAGAAGUACAGAGAACUCAUUGAUGGUGAUCCGUCUCUGCCACCAGAAAAACGUAAUCAAGUGAAUCUGGCUCAGCUGCUGAGGGACUCUAGAGAACGAGUGAAACAGCUCUCUGAGGAGGUGAAGGACCUCACUCAGAGGCUUGCAGAGGCUCAAGGAGAUAACAAGCUUCUGAGGAUGACUAUUACGAAACAGAGGCUGGGGGAUGAUGAAGUUGGGGUGCGUCACUUUCCGGCCCAUGAGCGGGAGGACCUGGUUUGCCAGCUGGAGAGAGCUGGGCUACAGAUGGAAGAAAUGGAAAACUCCAUCAAGGCCCUGACGGAUGAGCUCCAGGACGUGAAGGCAGAACGCAACGUGUUCAAAGAGAAGGCUGACCGACUAAACGUUGAACUCAACCACAUUCUGGGGAACCACGAGUCUCGCAUCAUCGACGUGGACGCUCUUUGCAUGGAAAACCGGUAUCUGCAUGACCGCUUCACUCAGCUGCAGGAGGAGGUCACCCUAUUAAAAUCUAACAUCAUGAAGUACAAGACGGCCCUUGAGAGGAGGAAAAACUCCGGCCCACAUGGAAGAUCAAGUAGCAACCCCCUCACUGGUGUUCUCUCAGCCAAACAAGUCCAGGAGAUGCUCCUGGAGGAGCAGGGCUGCAGUUUGCCUCUCACUCCUCAGUCCAUCUCAGACCUGAAGUCUUUGGCCACUGCUCUGCUGGAGACCAUCCACGAGAAGAACCUGGUCAUCCAGCACCAGAGGCACACGAACAGGAUUCUGGGUAACAGGGUGUCGGAUUUGGAAAGGAAGCUCAGGACCUUAGAGGUUUCUGGUUUAUGGAGUCUUCCAGGCUUGACCUACCACGUAUCAGUGGGAAUUGGGAGAACGCGGGACAGCAUCACUCUGAACGAAAACCUUCAACUCGAGCUGCAUCCGACCCCAUCCCAACCAAGCGCCCAGGCUCAAGGGCAGAUGCCUAAAGACAAUAGAAGUUCACGUGAAUCCUCCUGGGAAUGCCCCGCCGCUGGCACUGACCUUAGCACAGAUGGUGUCAGCAGGGGAGACACACCUGCGCUCCUGAACAUCCUGGAUCCUCUUGCCGAGGUGGAAUCGGCUGACAGGAGAGGGGAGCAAACCGUGACCCUAACCGGGGAUCCUGAGCUGGAGGAUGGACAGAGUCCAGUGGAAGAAGCGGGGCGUGAGGCGGAGGUGUCGGAGGAUGAAGACCUGUGCUCCACCGUGGAGGAAGGAGAAGAGGCGGCGGAGGCGCUGGAUGCCCCGCCCUCUGAGUCUGAGCUGCAGUGGCUUACGAUGGAACGAGCCUCCGUCAAACGGUUGAGAGAUGGUCACCUGCCCAACCGGGACGAAUCGCGAGAAGUCUCAGCUUUGACUCCAACGAGGGAAGUUGUGGAAGAGUCGAGCAGAACUGAGCAGGACGACACCUGUUCAUCCAAAACCUGUCAGAAUGACACAUUAACAUAAUGCAAUGUCAGGAAAAAUUUAAAUAAGUGCAGCUACAUUUACAUUUCCACUUGCACAACCUCACAACUUUUGUUCUUUUCCUUUCCUUUUUUGUCAAAAACACAUUUUUUAGCCAAAGCUGAAAUAAUGCCUUGCACCGAGGUGAGUUUGUUGCUGUGUGGGAGCAGAACAUCUUCAAAUCAAUGGAGUUGUAAACCGCAUGCCCUCGAGGAGGAAUUUAGCUAGAAAAACAGCAUCAUCAACUCCCGUGUCUCAUGUUUCCUUUUUGUUUCCCUUGUGAAAAAAAUAAUCCCAAUUGUUUGCUCUUAAAGGAUACGAGAGUAGUAAUGAUCUAUUUUGGUGGGACUCCUUUAGGAAUUUCAAAUUGGUGUGCCAGAUCCUCUAAUGAAUGUGUUGUACAUAUUUUUUUUUGAAUCAUUUCUCUUUUGACUACUGAUGGUGGUUCGUCUGCAGGAGUAGGUCCUCAAAAUAGGUCCAGAUGUAUAUUUUCUAGUUUUGGAUGCAACUGCGUGUGCCUUAAAUGUCAAAUAUUUGAUGUGUAAAUAUAGAUGCAUAAACCUUCAA
Molecule: messenger RNA, 2532 nt
Organism: Oryzias melastigma (Indian medaka)
Lineage: Eukaryota; Metazoa; Chordata; Actinopteri; Beloniformes; Adrianichthyidae
Gene: ccdc149a
Product: coiled-coil domain containing 149a
Exons: 13
Coding region: 307-1968 (553 amino acids)
Source: RefSeq, a predicted model, not a curated record